Galdieria sulphuraria is the source of this 922-nucleotide messenger RNA. RefSeq lists its product as uncharacterized. The transcript is spliced from 2 exons. The coding region runs from base 59 to 754 and encodes 231 amino acids. NCBI's taxonomy places the organism in Eukaryota, Rhodophyta, Bangiophyceae, Galdieriales, Galdieriaceae. The record is from RefSeq and is a predicted model, not a curated record.
AAUUUCUUUCUAUAAUCAUUUUUGGCAUUGUGAUUUGGAACAUUUUGUAACAUCCAUCAUGAACAAAGUUUCUCUAGUUUCUUUUCUGUUAUUUGGAGUUGUGAUCUAUGCAGUUGCAGGACCUCUCAAAGACUCCAAUAUAGCCUCAAAAGUCAGAGGAUAUAGUAGCGCUUAUAGUCCUGUCUAUUCAUCACCGAUGUAUUCCACUCCUUAUGAAAGUCCUUCUUAUCCCUCCUACACUACCUAUCCUUGGAUUGAGCCUUGUGCUGAAGCUUGUGCUGGAUGUCUCUAUUGCUAUCAACAAUACAAUUUCUAUUAUCCCUACGGUCUUGAUAUCCUCUACUGCAACAACUUUGACAAAUAUUGUCCAUCUGGAUACGUUCGACCAACUCCUUAUCAGUCUUCAUCUUAUUCUCGUGGAGCUUAUAGUUCAUCAUCAUCUUCCUAUGCAACUCCAACAUACUCAUCUUCUUCUUAUUCGACUCCAAUGUAUACAUCUUCCUAUUCAACCAAUACCUACACUUCUUAUGAAACUCCUCCUAUGACUUAUUACUAUCCAGAAUGGUAUUUGGAAUGUUAUCAAUGGUGCUUCGAAUGUCUUUUGUGCAACUUGGAAUAUGGUUUUUACUACAUUCAAGAACCAACUCCUACUCCUUAUUAUCCAAGUUACUCCAGUUCUUAUCCGAUGUAUAGUAGCAGUUACAGCAGCUACAGCAGUUAUCCAUCUUAUACAACUAGUGCGUAUAGCUCAUAAAAUGAAGAUGGACUCUUAGGCGAAGGAUGCCAAUAGAUUGUCAUCAUUUUGUUUGUUCAGAAUAAACCGAAUUUAAUAUGUUUCAAUUUCUUCUAUUUUCUGUAGAAUUAUAGAGGACAAUUUCAUUACUGUGUUUCUUUAUUUUCUGGUACUAUGUUUUGAUGACGU